AUUAGAGAGAGAAACAGCGUUCGUUUGGUAGAAAAGAAAAAGAAAAGGAAAAAAAGGGAAAUUUAAAAAAGAGAGAGAGAGAAAGAGAGAAGGUGUGUGGAAUCUUCAGGCAAAGGUCCAAAUAACCAGUCAGGAAUCGCCCUCCUCUUCUCCUUCUCUUUAUAUUUAUGCUUUGUGGAGGUGCUUUUCUUUUGGGUUUCUGUUUAAUUUGAUUCCAUUUCCCAUCAAUUUUUCUUUCUUUCUCAACCCAAUUCAAAAACGACGGAUUCCUGUCGUUUUCUUUUCUUUUAUUUAAUUUUCUCUCUCUCACCUUCACAACACACACACCCAGCAAUCCCCUUAAUCAGCAUAUCUCAAAUCAGUUUUGGAAGGAAUUUGAAGCGAUAGAAAUGGCGGAAGAGCAUAGAUGUCAAGCACAGCGUCUCUGCGCCAACAACUGCGGAUUCUUUGGGAGUCCGGCCACCCAAAACCUCUGCUCCAAAUGUUACUGCGAUCUCCAACUCAAAGAGCAGCAAUCCUCCAACGCCAAGCUCGUCUUGAAUCAAACCCUAGCUUCCACCUCAUCGCCGUCAUCACCAUCCUCGUCCUCAUCGUCGACUGCAUCAGUUUUUGUUUCGUCUCCGAUGGCUGUUGAUCUGCCUGAGAUCAGCAGCAGUCAGCCUGCUUCGGCGGCGGCCGUGGAUGAUAAGAAGGAGACACCUGCGGUGCGGCCAAACAGGUGCUUGACGUGCAGGAAGCGCGUGGGGCUUACGGGAUUUAAGUGCAGGUGUGGGAUGAUGUUCUGCGGGACGCACAGGUACCCGGAGCAGCAUGCUUGCACCUUUGAUUUUAAGGCUAUGGGCAAAGAGCAGAUUGCUAAGGCCAAUCCUGUGGUGAAGGCAGAGAAGCUGGAGAAAAUUUGAAAUUAAGAAGGGGGAAGAAAAAAGAAAUUUGAUUUAUGUUUCUCUGUGUGAUUUGGAAUUUAGGGUAUUGAAUGAAAUUUGAUAACGUUGUCGUCCGGCGGCUGGUAACAACGUAGCCGGUCCGGCGGGAUGUUGGGUCGGUAGUGGAGUGGUGGCCGGAGGGAUGUUAUUGUGUGAUGCAUGUAAAGUCAAUGGCAAUUUUAAUCGGCUUUUUUUA
Hevea brasiliensis (rubber tree) is the source of this 1119-nucleotide messenger RNA. Its product is annotated as zinc finger A20 and AN1 domain-containing stress-associated protein 3. Gene Ontology annotation, molecular function: zinc ion binding; DNA binding. NCBI's taxonomy places the organism in Eukaryota, Viridiplantae, Streptophyta, Magnoliopsida, Malpighiales, Euphorbiaceae. The record is from RefSeq and is a predicted model, not a curated record. The coding region runs from base 390 to 902 and encodes 170 amino acids. The transcript is spliced from 2 exons.